AUGAAAUUGUUGAACUUUCUGCUUAGCUUCGUAACUCUGUUCGGACUAUUAUCAGGUUCUGUGUUUGCACAAGAACUGAAAGAUCUGCCAGAAAUUACCCAAAAGGUCUAUUUUGAUAUUAACGAGGGAGACAAGUUUUUAGGAAGAAUUGUCAUUGGUCUAUUCGGAGAUGUCGUUCCAAGAACUGUGGAGAACUUCUACCAAUUGGCCAUCAGUGAAGAUCCUGACUUCGGUUAUAAGGGCUCCAAAUUCCACCGUGUCAUCAAGGACUUUAUGAUCCAAGGUGGUGAUUUUACUUCAGGAGACGGCAGAGGAGGAAAAUCUAUCUACGGUAGCAGAUUCAAGGACGAGAACUUCAAACUCAAGCACGAUCGCCCUGGGCUGUUAUCCAUGGCCAAUGCCGGAAAGGAUACCAAUGGAUCUCAGUUUUUCAUCACCACCGUGGUGACUUCGUGGUUGGACAACAAACAUGUUGUCUUUGGCUAUGUCGUUGAUGGGUUCGAUGUUGUCAAGAAGAUUGAGUCCACCAAGACUUCCGGUAGUGCUCCAAAGGAAGACAUUGUCAUCGUUGACUGUGGAGAAGUCAAAGAGUCUGUUGAGGAUGUCAUCAAGGACGAUGCUGAAGAUUACGCCGAGGCCAUCGAGGAGGUCGUGAAAGAUGAGUUGUAG
Komagataella phaffii GS115 is the source of this 669-nucleotide messenger RNA. Its product is annotated as Peptidyl-prolyl cis-trans isomerase (cyclophilin) of the endoplasmic reticulum. Bases 1 to 669 code for a protein of 222 amino acids. The record is from RefSeq and is a predicted model, not a curated record. Gene Ontology annotation, molecular function: peptidyl-prolyl cis-trans isomerase activity. Gene Ontology annotation, biological process: protein peptidyl-prolyl isomerization; protein folding. The transcript has a single exon. Lineage: Eukaryota; Fungi; Ascomycota; Pichiomycetes; Pichiales; Pichiaceae. Gene Ontology annotation, cellular component: endoplasmic reticulum; fungal-type vacuole.